AUGCAGCCCAAUGCGAUCCCAACUGCGCGCAUGAUCGCGCAUGGUCACACGGAGCUGAGAGCUGACUUGCACUGCGCACGGUUCCUGCUCGCCCUGUGUUUUUUUUUUUGGUGUUUCCCCGCGAGCGAAUUACGCCUUCUUGGUGGGGAAGGCCCGGGUGAGGAGGCUGCGUGGACUGCAGCGCGCCUCGGCGCCUUCCUGCCGCCCAGCUUGGGGGGCCUGGGCUUGUUGGCUGCAGAGCGGGUUGCGCCGGCUGCAUACUGGGCGGCUUGGGCUGAUGCCCUCCCAGUUUUGCGCCAACGCUUCCCCGACGUCGCCCAGCAACUCGUGCGCGCGCUCGAAGGCGAUGCAGUCGCCGCACCGCCCUGCGUGCGGGCAGCGGCGGCGGCUACGGAGCGCUUAGACGCGGCUGGUUGGGAGGAGCGGCCUCACUGGGCGGCAUGUGCCGACGGGGCCCAGGUCCCGGCUACAGACGGUGAGCUCGGGCUCGGUGGCCCUGGCUGGCAGCGACGCGCUGUUCUCGCACUCCACACGUCCUUCCGAGAACGCGAACUGCUCCCGGCCAUGGCGCCCGAUGCGCGAGCCCUCUUUCGCUCUCAGUCUGGGCAACAUGCGGGCAUGUGGCUCGCCGCCAUACCGGCUGACGCAGCUGCGACCCUGGCCCCAGACUUGAUGCACAUUGCCCUCAGGCGACGCCUCCGCCUGCCGCUACCAUUGACCGCCCUGCAUUGUGGAGGCGACGGAGCUCCCGGCUGCCAUGGACAGGCCGAUGCGUUAGGUGACCACUUCGUCGCCUGCCCGCGUACUGGCUUGCUGCCGCGCCGAGGCUUUGUCCUUGAGCGCGCGUGGGUGCAGGUCGCGCGCGAGGCGGUCGGGGCGGAGGGCCGAGUAGUGCCACAGCAGUGGCUGGCCCGGACCACGGCACCUGGCGUUGCGCCUGCGGACCGCCGCCGCUUGGACUUGGUGGUGUACGGGGCCACGCCGGGCGGUGAGGCACUCUGUUGUGACGCGACGCUUGUCUCGCCUCUGACGCGAGCGGGUCGCCCAGUCCCAGGUGCCGACGUGCGAGACGGGGCCGCGUUGGCGGCCGCGCGCCGCCGCAAGCACGCGCGAUAUCCCGAGCUACUGCGGGGAGGUCCGCAACGGCUCGUCGUGCUCGCGGCGGAGGUGGGCGGCAGGUGGGGCGAGGAGUGCCAGCGCUUCGUUCGCCAGCUCCUGCGUCUCCGCGUUCAGAGGGCCCCUGCAACCCUGCGUGCCACGGCGGCCCAGGGGUGGGCUAGGCGAUGGUGGGGCCUGCUCUCGGUCGCCGUGCAGAGGGCAGUUGCUAGCACGGCCCUGGGUGUCUGGACGAUGCCGGCGCUGCCGGGCUCGCCGGACGGGGUCCCCCUCGCUGAUGUCCUUGAGCUCGCCGAUUUCGCGGGGCCCAGCCGCCUGCCGCUUCGGUGA
Molecule: messenger RNA, 1446 nt
Organism: Symbiodinium natans
Lineage: Eukaryota; Dinophyceae; Suessiales; Symbiodiniaceae
Source: the annotation of a GenBank genome assembly